ACAUGAGACUGCUUGAGCACCUCCACCAGAGGGAAAGUGGAAGUGGCCCCAAGAAAGAGGGAACCACGAAGCAGUUUCAGUGUGGAAAGAAGAAACCCUCUGGUGGCCUUGGCCCGGGAAUAUGGCGGUUUCAAGUGCAAUGCUGUACUGAAAUGGUACCAGAAGAAGACAGAAGGUUACAUGGCAAUGAUAGUAAGAAAUGCUAAAGAUAUAGCUCAUACAAAAGCAGAAUGGAAUAUUCUGGAAGAAGUAAAGCAUCCCUUCAUCGUGGAUUUAAUUUAUGCCUUUCAGACUGGUGGAAAACUCUACCUCAUCCUUGAGUAUCUCAGUGGAGGAGAACUAUUUAUGCAGUUAGAAAGAGAGGGAAUAUUUAUGGAAGACACUGCGUGCUUUUACUUGGCAGAAAUCUCUAUGGCUUUGGGGCAUUUACAUCAAAAGGGGAUCAUCUACAGAGACUUGAAGCUGGAGAAUAUCAUGCUUAAUCACCAAGGUCAUGUGAAACUAACAGACUUUGGACUAUGCAAAGAAUCAUUCAUGACGGAACAGUCACACACACAUUUUGUGGAGCAAUAGAAUACAUGUGAGCUGCAUGUUAAACAUAAUUGGUUUGGAGCCUCCAUUUACUGGGGAGAAUAGAAAGAAAACAAUUGACAACAUCCUCAAAUGUAAACUAAUUUGCCUCCCUACCUCACACAAGAAGCCAGAGAUCUGCUUAAAAAGCUACUGAAAAGAAAUGCUGCUUCUCAUCUGGGAGCUGGUCCUGGGGAUGCUGGAGAUGUUCAAGCUCAUCCAUUCUUUAGACACAUUAACUGGGAAGAACUUCUGGCUUGAAAGGUGGAGCCCCCAUUUAAACCUCUGUUGUGCAUCACCCGGAUCUCUGCCUUCACGUUCACAUGGUGUUCUACCUGUGUGCGUAUCUGUGGCCAAAUUUCCCCUUUUUCUAAGGAUACCAGGCAUAUUGGAUUAGGGCUCCUCUCUACUCCAGUAGGACCUCAUCUUCGCUCAUUACAUCUGCAAUAACCCUUUCCAAAUAAGGUCACAUUCUGAGGAACUAGAGCAAUCUGAAGAGGAUGUAAGUCAGUUUGAUUCCAAGUUUACACGUCAGACACCUGUCGACAGCCCAGAUGACUCAACUCUCAGUGAAAGUGCCCAUCAGCUCUUUCUGGAGCUUCGCCAGAAUACCUCCUGGAGUUGUUGACAUUGGGCCCUACUGGAACCUUCCUGAAUGAUCAGCGCUCCUGGAUGGGCCCCACCGCGGGGUGCCGCAGCUCCACCAUGUGCUCGCCGUCGUCCUCCAGCUGGUUUACGCUCUGCUCCUGGCUCAGCAGCUCGUGCUGCUUGAAGUCUGGGGGCGAGUCGGGUGAGAAGCGGCGGUGAGGACCAGGAUGGCCCUGGUCGCCCCCACCUGGCCCCAACCUCUGCCAGCCGACCUCGUACUCCCGCCGCACGCCCGCAGGGUCGGCCAUGAGGUCGCUCCAGUCCUGCUGCAGGAUGCGGCACUGCUGCUCUGCCAGGGCGCUCAGCUGCCGCGUGCAGCCCUGCAAGUGCGUGUACAGGCUGACCAGGCUCUGCCCGCGCCACGACGCCGCCUUCUGUGCUCAGGACCCGCCGCCAGCAGCAGGGUGGGGAGAGAGACAGUGGGGGGCAAAAGGCGCCAUUGGGCCGCGCUCAGGAACACUGGCCCCGGGCAGGGUCCAGGCGGCCACCCAGGCCCACCCGCAGCCACCCUGCCCGACCCUCCCUCCUGCUCACCAGUAGGUCUCGGUAUUGGCUCCGGAUGGUGGCUGCAUCCUGCCUCGACCAAGGGGAGAAACAAACCCGUGAGAGGUGGGGCGCGGGGAGACGGCCCCCUAAGAUCUGGACCAGCCAUACCCCACCCACCCCUAUCCCCAGGGCCCAGCCGAUCUAGCUCCGGCUCUGACUGGAAAAACAGGGGCUGGGGCUGGCCCCGGAUGUGACAUCCUCCCGGCUCACCCACCGGCCCCACGAGGCUCCCCAGCUGCUCUCCUUGGUCGUCGAUCUCGUUCUGCAGGAUGUUGAGCUCCGCGAUCUGUUCCUCCAGCUCCGCCAUGCCCGGCCCUUACUGGCCUGCGCAGACCUGCUUCUGCAGGAGAGCCGGCGGCUCAGUCACCGCAGGACCGCGGUGGGGAGCCAGAGAACCCCACACGUCUCCCACCCAGAGAAGUGGACUUGGUCAUUUGGGCAGAGCGUGGACGAGCCUGGGAGCAGCCCGGGUGCACGCCCUGCAGCUCACCCAGGGGCGAGGCCAUUCUGCAGUGGCCCCUGAGUCCCACUGGUUCCCAGACGCUGGGCUCAGCCUCUGAGAAGUCUCCAGCUCCAUCCUGCCUUGUCUGUGACCCAGCCUCAGUGCUUCCUGUCUGGACACCUCCAGCCAAGCUCUAGGGCCCUCAGAACGCCCUGCUCCACCCGGGCCCUUCCCCACUGUCCCUCUAUUGUCAUGAUGACACCCCUUCUGUGUGGCAUCAAAGCACAACUCCUCACCCAGGGAUCAGAAUGCCCCAUGACCUGGCUCUGCCCACCUGCCCAGAAAUCCCCAAGUCCCAUCGAACCGUAGGCUUCCUCCUGGCAGGUGCCUUUGCUCCUUCUUUCUGGAAUUGUCCUCUCCUCACUACUUCACCCUGAUCCAACCGAGCCCUCUCACCCCUCUGAGGUCUCUUCAUGUGCCUCCUCCUGCAGGAAGUCUUCCCUGACUGCACUGUCUCCUCUGCUGUCUCCCUGCCCAGACCCCUGAGCCACCCCUACACCCUGACUGUUGAAGCCUACAGUCAGGCCCUGGGUUAAAUGCAGUUCCGUAUCGCUCUCUGAUCACACUGGGGUGUGACUUUGAGCUCCUGACCUGUUUCUGCUCCAGCACGUGUGCCCAGUUGACCCUGGAUCCCACGUCUGGGCGGCAGCACCAUCUUCUCGUACAGGGCACGGUACUCGGCACACUCCUGGGUCACCUGCUCGUGCAGCUGCUCGAUGCUGUCAAGAAGCCGACCCAGGCCGGCAGGUCAGGGCUGGGCCUGGGUCUUCCCCAGGGACCCCCAGCCCUGCCGCAGCCCCACUCACUCCUUCUCAGUCUCCUCAGCCUGCGGGUGCUUGAGCCGCCGGGCCUCGUCCUCGUCCAGGAAGAGGUCCUUGAGCAGCACCUCGGCCUCCUUCAGGCUGCCGCCCGUCUCCUGCUGGUGCUGCAGGGCCUGGCUCUGCUCACUGUUCAGCCGGUCCUGUGGGCAGGGGAUGGGCAGACUCGCCAGGGCCCAGAGCCCCCACACCCCAGCUGCCCAUCACUGUGCGCCUGAGCCCCACCUUUGGGACCCCAGCUAUGCUGGCCAACCUCGAGGCCCACGCCAGGCACAGGGUCAGGCCCAGGGCGUCCGUGGGGCAGGUGACAAGGACACAGGGGAGCCCAGCAAAGAAGGAAGCUGAGCCCUCUCUCCCACCGUGUGUUAGGGGACAGGCGGUGCAGGACAAAUGUCAUCUGUCCCAUCUUCACCAUCACCAGGGGGCACUCAGGGAGUGCCAGGCCUGAUGAUGAGCCUCCCAUGUCACCCAGCCUGCCCACGCCCUGCCAACUGCUGCCAUGCCCGGGGCCUCACCUGCUGCAGCCUCUUCUGCGUCUCCAGGAUGUCCCGCUCCACCUGGUCGGGGUUGGCUUGCAUGCGGGAGAUGAGCAGGGCCAGCUCCUGGGUGGCAGCCCUGGUGGGUGGAGGGGACAGUGGGCAGCUCGGUGGAAGAGGCCCCUCUGUGCCCCAUCCAGGUGGCAUCCCCUGCCCUCCCUCCACCCCAUACUGCCCCCAGAGCCUAGCUCACUGCCCUGACUUUGGGGUCUCUCUCUGAAGGAGGCUCUGUGAGCUAGUCCUGGUUGGGGGUGUUAGCACUGCCCCGCCACAUGAGGGGUCAAAAGGUGAGGGUCUCAGGUCUGUGUGGUGCUGAGGGGGCAGGCGGCCUUGGUGUCCCAGCCUCAGCCAGCUGUGCUGGCAGUGAGUUCCCGACCCCACCCAGCUGCCUGCCACUUCCCCUCCACGAGCCGGUGAAUCACCGGCUCAGCCACUAGUACCUGAGCCAGCCUGGCUGGGCCCUGGGAGGGGCAGUUGGGCUGGCUGGGGCAGGGAGGCAGCAGCAUGCCCCCCACCCCCACCUCCUCCCACUCCAGCCCUGUGUUCCCCUAUACCUCCUCCACCCCGGGGAGCUUUGCCAGAGUGCUGGCUUCAGUAGCCGUCUAGAGGAGCCUCACACUGUCAGAGCCGGGGAGGGGAGGCAGGCACAAGAGACUGCUGGGCACCCUAACAUUCUCCAGAGUUGAGGGUUCAAAGCCCAGAUUGGGCCCUGACUUGCUCUGAGUCACAUGGUCAGGGACGGAGGGGAAACCUUGCUUCCACCCCAGGGCUUUUUCUGUGCAUUCGCCCUGCAGCCUCCAUAGAGCACCUGCUGUGUGCAUGCAGUCACUCUGUGGAGGUCACAAGGUCAAGCAGACCUAAAAGAGGGCAGAUUGGUCCAAGCCUCAUGAGCACAGUGCCUUAUAGGGGAUCAUUAUCCUGGGGCAGGGGAAGCCUUGAACUGGGUCAAAGGAUGCCCCCCCCCCCACACCUCAGGCAAAGGGACAGUGCUGGUGAAGGCACAGCAGUCUGGAAGAACUCUGUGGCCAAGACAGCCUGGUUUCAUCUUUCUCCAUCAUUAAUGCUGUGUGACCUUGGGCAAGUUACUCAACCUCUCUGUGCCUGAGGUGCCUCACUCGUAAAGCGGGAUUUUAAUAAAAAUAUCUAUGCCUUA
Pan troglodytes (chimpanzee) is the source of this 4773-nucleotide messenger RNA. RefSeq names its product ribosomal protein S6 kinase beta-1-like. The transcript is spliced from 13 exons. NCBI's taxonomy places the organism in Eukaryota, Metazoa, Chordata, Mammalia, Primates, Hominidae. Bases 181 to 573 code for a protein of 130 amino acids. The record is from RefSeq and is a predicted model, not a curated record. Gene Ontology annotation, molecular function: protein kinase activity; ATP binding. Gene Ontology annotation, biological process: protein phosphorylation.